GAGAGAGCCGAGAGUGUAAGGGAGACAGAGAUAGAGAUAGAGAUAGAGAUAGAGAUAGAGAUAGAAGUGGAAGGAGGCGAAGAGACCAAGCGCGCAGUGGUUAUAAGGUUGUCGAGCUCAAUUGUGUGUGCUUCGAGGCGAUGUCUCUCGAGACUCGUUCGAGCUCGGCUCUAUUUAAAAGAGCUGAACAGCUCAAACGUUGGGAACAAUCUGAAACAAAUCGAGAGCCGGCCCAACCCCGUCAAGUAGCAAGAAAGAUCAAAUUUUCCGAUGAUUGUGUCUUCUUGGCGGCAUGUGCAGCAGGCGACAAGGAGGAGGUUGUGCGUUUACUUCAAAAAGGGGCGGACAUCAACACCGGAAACGUCGAUGGUCUCACGGCGUUACACCAGGCAUGCAUCGACGAUGAUCUGGAUAUGGUAGAAUUUUUGGUAGAACAAGGAGCGGAUAUAAAUCGUGGAGACAAUGAAGGAUGGACACCCCUACACGCUACAGCAUCUUGUGGCUUCAUAUCAAUAGCUAAAUACUUGAUAGAACAAGGAUGCAAUUUGGCAGCAGUUAACAAUGAUGGCGAAUUGGCCCUUGACAUCGCAGAAAAGGUUGAAAUGGAGGAUAUGCUACAGCAACAUAUAAAUAAAGCAGGCAUAGAUUGUGAUCAAGCUAGAAGUGAAGAGGAAAGGUCAAUGUUAAAUGAUGCAAGAGCUUGGAGAUCAGGAGCACCAGGCAAAGAUUCAAUGCAUCCUAGAACAGGAGCUACGGCACUUCAUGUUGCUGCUGCUAAAGGCUACAUCAAAGUCAUGAAUAUUCUCCUUCAGGCUCGAUGCGAUGUCAAUGCACAAGAUUUCGAUGGAUGGACUCCCUUACAUGGUGCAGCUCAUUGGGGUCAAUCAGAAACUUGUAAAUUACUUGUGGAUAACUUUUGUGAUAUGGACAUCAAAAAUUAUGCAGGACAAACUGCUUUUGAUGUUGCUGAUGCAGAUAUUUUAAAAGAUUUAGAAGAAUUGAAGCAAAAACAAUUAACUAUGAUGAAAGAUCAUCCACAAAUAAUUAACAAAAAACAACCUUCUGUACCAAAGAAACGUAUUUCAACUAAUACUGAUAGUGCUGUAACGACACAAGAGAGUCCUGAAAUUCUGGAAGAAGAAACGCCAAAUAAAGUCAAAAAAGUAGAAGUGGAAAUUCAAUCUGAUAAAGACGAUUCUAGUACUGGAACGAAUAGCGACGUCGAAGCAACACGAGAAACAGAUAUGGAAGAGAGUGAUGGCGAAGUUGUUUCUGAAACUAGCUCAGAAUCACGCUCUUCCACCUGCUCCAAUCAGUCUGAUAAGUCUAACCAAUCAAACCAUUCCACAUGUCUUACAGAUGAUGAAAAGAAAAACAGAGUAAACAAAGAGGAAACCGCAACUCAUUCUCCGUUAUCUGCUAUUGAAAUCAAUAAAGUUCCUAAUCAAGCUCCGAUAUUGCCUCCUAAGCAGCAAAUUGAUAAUAAUGAAGAGGGAGUUGUUCCAUCCUGGAGGCGUUCAGGAUCUUUUCGAAGUAGAAUACAAAAUGUAGAAGAACUUGAAGAUAAGGACAAGAGUACUAAGUUGCUAAAUACACCAAACAAAAUUACUACUGAACCAGAGGUAGUAUUAAGAAGAACACACAGUUUUGAGACAGAUGAGAAGUUCUAUGAGCAAUACUUGGCAUUACACGCUCGUAUCAAGGCAUCUUCCUGCCCUACUCUCCAUCGUUGUAACGCAGUUUCUCCUACUCAUACCAAUGCUACAACACGUUCUGCAUCUCUGCGCGAAACACACAGAAGAAAAGAAAUCAAAUUAAAUUUGGAAUUAUCAAGAACGCCACAGGGAAGCAAUACACUUUCACCAACAUCUGCAUCUAAAACAUCACCACUAAGUGCACUGCCAACUACAACCACUACAACUGCCAACACAGUGACGACAACAAUUACUACUAGUCCUGUUCCUCUAAAUCAGAUACGCAGUGUUCAACCAAUGGAAGCUACAUCUACACUUCUAUCGAGUGCAAACAAUACUGUAGCAGUAUCUGGAACUCCCACUACACCUGGAGGGAGCAAGCUAAGUCCAGGAAAUAUCUUCAAGAAUUUCUUCAAAUCCUUUGUCCCACCUGUUCGUGAUGAAGAAAGUGAGACACAAAGAAAGGCACAUGCGAAGAGAGUACGAGAAACUCGACGUUCAACUCAGGGAGUAACAUUAGAUGAAAUCAAAAGUGCAGAACAACUUGUAAAGAAAAAACAACAAAACAACGAAGUGCCCAGUUUGACAGCACCUUCUCCGCAGCAGCCUGCAGCUUCUGUCAGCAAUACAGCCUCAAUCACAGCUACAAUAACAACAGCAACACCUACCACAGUGACUGCAAAUAAAACUUCUGAAGAAUCUAAUUUGCCUGAAAGGCGACCUUCUUGGAGACUCAGGGUAGAUAAUGGAAGCAAGUUUCAGUUAGAGGAUGCAAAUAACAGGUCACCUGACAUUACAUCGACUUAUAUGAGAAGACCAUCCGGUGGAACUGGUAUACCCAGACCAUCAUCGGCACCUGUGGAAACAAUCACGCCGAGUCCUGCAGAAACUACUGUUACAUUACCACUUCGACGAUCAUUGAAACCAUCUGAAGACAAAGAGCAAGAUAAAGAAAAUGAUAGCAGAAAUGCACAAGCUACUCAAGCAGUUAUACAAAGGAGAAGAAGGCCUAAAAGACGUUCUACGGGUGUUGUUCAUGUUGAUAUGGAUGAAAUAGAUCCUGAAAAACAAGACAUAUCUGCUGGUGGUGAUUUUGAAGAUACUAAAGUGAACCAUAGUGAGAGUGGAAAUGAUAGACCCGGUAGGUCGAAUAGACUAGGUUCUGUAUCAUCGAUAUCAUCUGAAAUAUCUUCAGCUUCAGCAAGAAUUAAAUCUACAUCUUCAGAAAAUGGUGAAAUUGACUAUAAAAAAUUGUAUGAAGAAUCUCAAGCAGAAAAUGAAAGACUUAGAGAAAAGCUUAAGCGAUCAGAUGAACAGUUGAAAGAAGUUAGAAGUUUAUUAGAUAAAGCACAGAAUUCUCAGAACAAGUCUGUUUUAUCUGAGGCAGAAAAAAGGGAAAGGAGGGCCAUGGAGAGGAAAUUAUCAGAAAUGGAAGAGGAAUUAAAGCAAUUACAAAAGCUCAAAGCUGAAAAUGAGAGAUUGAAAGCCGAAAAUCGGGCACUUACCCGCGUCGUAUCCAAACUCACCAAUACUACUAAAUAGGUUAUGGAUCAGUUAAAAUGUGAAAACCAGAGGCUAAAGGAUGAAAAUGGUGCCUUGAUCAGAGUGAUCAGUAAAUUAUCUAAAUAACUUUAGUGCUCCUACGUUAAAAACAACAUGAAUCCUUUUUAGUUGUACUACUCGUGCAUUGAUUGAAUUCUUUUAAAUGGUACAACAUAUUCAUUAUAUUGUUAAUAUUCUUAUAAUGUAUAUUGUAUCAUCAUAUUAUUGAUGAAUUUAUUCUUGUGCUAGAAAGUUAAUUUAUUAUAAAUAGUAUCAGUUACUCGCGUGGCUGUGCCAAGAGCGACAAUGUUUUGCUCCUAUUCCUACGAUCUUAUAUAUAUUUGAUCAUAAAACAAAUUUAGAAUUUGUAUUAUCUUAAAUUUUCUUCUUUCAGUCAAAGAUAAAUUUCUUAGAUCAUGAUAGUGCCAAUACUACAUGAAAAGCAGAUUGAACUUUAUUCAAUCCGUAUGUAAAUCCAUUCUUUUAUUAUAACAACAAUUUUAAUUAAUCAUGCUGUUGAUGUUGACUCUUUUUAAGCACAUUUUGUAAAUAUAUAAUAACUUGUGCGAAAUGUUCUACCCUAUGGGAUACAGAUACAUAUACAUAUACAUAUAUACAUAAUUAAAGUAGAGUUUACUAUUUAUAUAUUAUCUUUCUGACAUUCGUCCUUAAAAAUCUAUAAGUUACAAUUGCCAUGGCAUUUUAUAAAAUACAUAGAACAAAGUGAGAAAGCUGUGGAUUAAGGAGAUGAUUUUCACAGUACUAAAGUGGCCUUUUUCUAAAGACUGUCUUUGUAAAUCUUUUAUCAUCAUGAUUUUUUCGUCGAAAGUUUCAAUUAUCAUAAUGACAAUUUUUUUAUGCUAUUUUGCUGCUUGUUUUUAGUAAUAAUGCAGCAGAUGUUAUUUUUGAAUAAAAUUAGUAGACUAUCAUAUAUUUCUCCAAAGUAUUAUGUGCAUUGUAUUAAUGCAUAUAAGCAUUUGGAAUUUUAUUAAAAAUUGUUAAUUUUAACGAAUUUACUAAUACAUAUACCAGAUAGAUUGAGUAUAUUUUUGCAGUAGCGUUCGUGAAAAAAAGUAUUAAUCUUACAUCUGAUUAGGUUUGUAAACCGUAUUCAUAGGCAUGGCAUUUUUUCAGCAACAGCAGCCCUUUAUAUAAAAUUUUACAGAAAUGAUAUAGUAGUUUAGACGUAUGUCUAAUUUUGAUGUACUAAGAAAAAUGUCUCGUUAAUGAAUACGGCUCUACAUAUUUAUAAAUAAUCGAAGGAAGAAGAUAUCGUACAAGUGACAUUGUGUUUUUUAACAAUUUUAUUGUAAACAAUUGUAAAAAGAUAUAUGGAGGUAGUUGUUUCAUAAUGAAGUUUGUUAUAAAAUAACACUCUUGUGUAACUGUUUAGUAUAUAGAUAUGUUCUCUGUAUUAUAUAAUAGUGAUAUGUAUGUGCUUAUUGUAUUAUAUAGUUUCAAAGUGUUCACAUGGAAAAAAAAACAAAAACAAAAAAAAAACAAAAAAGUUCUUAUAUAAAUACAAAUUUAUGUGUAGGAUCUGUGAAAAACAAAAUAGAAUAUAACCGAUCAAAAAAUUAAAUAGGACCCCAUUUGCUUUUUAAGCAUCAGUUCUGUAGAUAUUUAAAUUUUUAAUUUGAAAUUUUUUUUAAUAAUUGUUUAAAAAUUUUUUUAUUCAACAAAGUUUUCUAUGCUAUAUGUAUAAUAUAAUAUUCUCUAUUUUAUAAUUAUAAUCAUUGUAUAACUGAUGCUAUAAAUUGCGAUAUGCAGGACGAUCUUUAUCAAAUAUAUCCUAUAUUAUUAUUUAUAUUAUAUUUAGAAAUAUAUCCUAUUAUAUUAUUAUUAUUUAGUAAGUAGUAUUUUAAUACGACAUAUGUUUAGUAGUAUUACAGAUGAAUAAUAAAGGACUAGAUAUUGUUAUAGCUAGUGUAAUCAGUAACUACAAAAUAUUACUCAUUUUUAUUAUCAGUAUUUAUAAAAUUAGAAGAACAAUUUAUAUUUGGUUCCAGAAUUAAAAUGUCUUUAUCAAAAUAUUUUUUAUCUUUUAUCUUUUCUGUAUAUAUGUGAAAUAUUCGAAAUUUUAGCAUGUAUUAUGAUCAUUUUCUUCUUAUGAAAACUAUUCAUAAUUUGAUAAAGAUUGUUAUCUGCUUUUACCUUCCAGGAUAUACUAAUAGACAUGUCACGUUCUCAGGCAUAGGAAAUACAUAGAAUGCUAUGCGAUGUGUCUAUAUUUUAUUUAAUGAUUAUAAAUAUUAAGAAUAAACUUACUAUGAUUUUGGCAACACGAUUAUAGUUGCAAAGGGGGACUGAUAAUUCUAGUCUCCAAUUUGUAAUAUCAGAAUUAUUUAUUUCCUAUUUGAUUUUGUACUUGUGACAUUACAAUUUAUAGAGAAUUAUGUGCAAAAAAUUUAUCACGAUGUUUUAUAUAAUAUUUUGGAUAUAAUAACAUGUAAAUAUGUUAGAAAAAACAGCUUUUUAAAGUAA
Molecule: messenger RNA, 5720 nt
Organism: Vespula pensylvanica (western yellowjacket)
Lineage: Eukaryota; Metazoa; Arthropoda; Insecta; Hymenoptera; Vespidae
Gene: Mbs
Product: protein phosphatase 1 regulatory subunit 12A
Exons: 22
Coding region: 141-3236 (1031 amino acids)
Biological process (GO): signal transduction
Cellular component (GO): cytoplasm
Molecular function (GO): protein kinase binding; phosphatase regulator activity; enzyme inhibitor activity
Source: RefSeq, a predicted model, not a curated record